Molecule: messenger RNA, 1778 nt
Organism: Contarinia nasturtii (swede midge)
Lineage: Eukaryota; Metazoa; Arthropoda; Insecta; Diptera; Cecidomyiidae
Product: arrestin domain-containing protein 3-like
Exons: 8
Coding region: 232-1608 (458 amino acids)
Biological process (GO): protein transport
Cellular component (GO): cytoplasm
Source: RefSeq, a predicted model, not a curated record
CAACUCCGCGUAAGUCGGCAUUUUUACCAUUUGGGUAGUGAUUUCCUUAUAUUUGUACUGAACGGACGUGGAAUUUAUAUUUAGAAGUGUUACAAAAAAAUUGAAUAAAAUCAUUCCACAAAAACCACAUCAUUCCAGCUUCAAUUUAUUUGAAAAUAUCUUCCAAAAUAUAAAGUCAAAUAUUUUCACAUUUUAGCCUGACGAAACAAUAAUAAUUUGCUGGCUCCAAAAAUGACAGUGUCUUACGAAAUAAUUUUCGAAAAUAAGUCGAAUGAUGUGUUCUACUCAGGAGAUGUGAUUUUCGGAACUGUGCAUUUGAAAUUAACUGAGAGAAAAAAAUUGCGUGGUGUGUAUGUUAGUUUUAAUGGAGAUUCACGUACAAAUUGGUCUGAAUAUGUUGAAGAGGAGCGUGGUUAUGGUGAUGAUCGUCAUUAUGAAAGAGUGCUCCGACAAUAUUGUGGCCAUGAAAACCAUUUGUCUUCAAAAAUCUAUUUAGUCCGGGAACAAGGUGGUGAUUCAUUCUAUUUAGAUGCCGGACAGUACACUUAUAACUUCGAAUUUCAAUUGCCACAUGAUUUGCCAUCGUCUUUUGAAGGAGAACACGGUGAUAUAAGAUACAAUGCAAAAUUGGUUCUGAUUGUUCCAUGGUGGUUUAAUGACACAUAUAAAAAACCAUUCACUGUUAUUAAGACGCUAGAUUUGAACGCUAAACCGUCAUUGCACAGACCAGUUAUUAUAGGAAAGAAGCACACUUUCAAGCCAUGCUACAUUUUCUGCUGUUGUCCUUCAGGUCCAUUGAAAGUGAUUGCACAAUUACCAGUCGGCGGCUAUGUUCCAGGCCAAACGAUAAAUUUAACAUUCACUGUCGAGAAUGAAAGCGGAAAUCGAGUUGAACAUUUUAAAGUGGAAUUAAUCAAGAAUAUUGAAUACUAUGCCGAGGGCAAAUAUAAAUUUGAAACAAUUUCCAAAGCAACGGGAAUAUCAACUCAGGCAGUAGAAGUAAAUCAGAAACGAAUAAUUAACAUGGAUUUAAAAGUGCCAUCAUGUUUACCAACUGCUAAAACGUAUCACAUUACAAUUUCAUACUAUAUUGAAAUUAAAUGUUAUACGGACGCAAUCGGUGGGAAACUGAAAACCAUAGUUCCGAUUACGAUUGGUACGGAGCCAAUUGUAGAGAAUAUGCCGAUUCAGCAUAACUCAUCUUGUGUGGUUACUUAUCAACCAGCGGCUUCACAAGUCCAUCCAACCCCAAUGAACAAUAAUGGUGAAAACUGUAACGAAAUUUAUAUGGAAAAAUGCAUAAAUUAUGCACCAAAUGUAACGCUUUUGCACUUGAAUUACCAACACUAUCAGCUCCACCGGUCUACGGACUGGGACCACCAGCUCCAUCAGUUUAUGUACCGAUACCACCAGCUCUACCAGCCAAUGAGCCAGUACCAUCAGCUCCAAAAAUGUACGAUUACGGUCCAAUAUCAUAUGAGAAAUAUUGAUAGAUUCAGUAGAGACUUCAAGGGCCACAUCAGUACUAAAAUACCAAAACAUCACCGAAAGGACCAAAAAGAGCACCGACAACUGCAAAAUAGUAGAAAAAUGAAAGAAACGAAAUGAAGAAAGAAGUUUGUAUAUGUCGGUACUUCCCAGCAUUCGUUUGGUUCAGCAAUAUUUUAAUAGUCGUCGGAAUUUUUUAAAUUUUGGUACAGAGACUCAAAAUAUUUGACGUCAAACUUCUUAUUCGCACAAAUCGGCAUAAACAUUAAUUGUCAAUUAAAACAAUUUAA